CCGCGCAGCAUCGUGAUUGACCAAAAAUUCUCCGACUGUUUGGAUCUAAUGUUUUUUUGCGUUAACUCGCUUGUUCCCCUCGACAGACAGAACCGUUAUUCGCCAGAAAGAUCAUGGUCUAUGGCAUGGAUCGUGAUGCGAACGGUCAAAACCGCGAGAUGUAACGGCCGUACGGGCCUGGGUUCCUGUUCCCCGAGGACUGGGACAGCUUCGGCUCCGCAAACUCGGGUACUACCUGUCUCCACGAACAGGUGGCCCGCAGCCAAUGUACUGUUGCCUCCGCGGGCCGCCCACGUUUCCACUCAUGCUCAUGUGUGGACUAUCAUUUGCGGCUUGCCUAGACCUGCUGAUGAGUGCGGGAUGGAUAGUCGGAUUAUUGUUGCACCUCGCCUAGCACUGCACGCUUUGGGCCCUGGAGUCGCAGACUCGCUCGCACUUAUUCCACCGUCGCCCCAUCUGCCAAGCAGGCCGUAUUUCGUCUUGUUGGAAUCCGAGGAAUCCGAACUCUUCAAGAUUGGAAACGGCCAAACCUGAUUCAGAAGUGUCCCGCUGCAGUCCGGGGAAUGUCGCUCAGCGCUUCCGUGGAGUCGGGCCGCG
Messenger RNA from Canariomyces notabilis, 597 nucleotides. RefSeq lists its product as uncharacterized. The record is from RefSeq and is a predicted model, not a curated record. NCBI's taxonomy places the organism in Eukaryota, Fungi, Ascomycota, Sordariomycetes, Sordariales, Chaetomiaceae. Bases 49 to 534 code for a protein of 161 amino acids. The transcript has 2 exons.